AUGGCAUCUGACAGCAUUCUGCGUAAUGCAAUCUUGAAAGCUACGGACGGAAAGCUACGGUCUGACAAUUGGCAGUAUAUCCUUGACGUGUGUGAUCUUGUCAAGGAAGAUCCUGAAGAUGGUGGUCCCACAGCCGUGAAAAUUGUUCAAGAACGACUAAGAGUAACAGACGCAAACGUUGUGCUGCGCACUUUGUCACUGGUGGUAUCUCUGGCUGAAAACUGUGGAUCUCGAUUGCAGCAGGCAAUAAGCUCGAAGACGUUCACGAAAGAGCUUUUUGGUCUGAUCGAAAGUAGCAAGGUCCAUUGGCUGGUGAAGAAAGAAGUGGCCAAAACAGUCUCGCAACUCAGCGACUCCUUCAAACGAGACCCUUCACUACGUGCAAUGCAGGACUUAUAUUUGAAAGUCAACUCGCAGGCUCCGGACCUGCUGGAGGAACAAAAUGUGCCACGUAAGACUGAGAUGACCGCACAAACCAAACGUAAUGAGGAGAAAGAGCUCGAGGAGGCCCUCAGGUUGUCAAUACUUGAGUACGAAAACUCCUCAAAAAGCGCAAAUGAAUCUCAACAGGCUGCACCGGAAACAGCCCGCCCGGCUGCUUCGAACAAUGCUCACAUAUCCUCCUCGACAGGCGUGAGGAAGGUAAGAGCUCUACACAACUUAACAGGGAGGGACUCUGAAGAGCUCUCAUUCAGAAAAGGCGACGUCAUAGCCGUCAUCGAGCAAGUUUACCGGGACUGGUGGAGGGGUAGUUUACGUGGACGGGUCGGUAUCUUCCCACUAAACUAUGUAACGCCUGUGGCAGAGAAAAGCCCCCGAGAACUAGAGAAGGCGCACGCAGAAGAAGAAGCCGUGCUGAAUCGUAUUGGGGACGUGGAUAAGCUGCACCAGCUGCUGAACUCCUCGAGACAAAAAUUGGAAAUUACGCAAGACCAAGAAGUAUCCGACCUUUACAGCUCAGUCACGCCUCUGCGACCACAAGUCACCAAGAUGCUAGGAGGUUAUGCUCAGAAAAAGGAGGAAUACACCUCUUUACGCAAAGUUCUGGCCGAUGCUGAGGCCUCUUACAGUCAGUUGCUCAGUCGCGCAAGUCAAGCCUACACGAGUCCACCAGCACAGAAUUCUCCACCGGAACAUAUGCGUAUGGCACAGCAAUGGCAAGGACAAACGAGACCACUCGAAAGCCAUCGUCAAACACAAGGGGGUAGCGAGUACGUACAUGCGCAGCCAUACCUAGCAGCAGAUAGCCGCCAGCAGCCAUAUCAACAGACUCCUGCCUCUCAUCAGCAGCAGCAUCGUCUUCAGCAAUACGAGCAGCAUCAACAAUAUCAGAAUCAACAAUAUCAGAGCCAAGUUCCUUACAGCCAUGAGCCGCCAGUGUCGCAACCUCAACGCUUUGCACCCUCUCAGCAAGGGCUCCGACCACAAAUCCCACGACAGAAUAUGGGAACGGCUUUUCAGACACCUAACUACGAGCCACCCUACCCCAUAAGUAGUCAAAGCACUGGAUUUGGACCCAGCUAG
Messenger RNA from Lachancea meyersii CBS 8951, 1524 nucleotides. Lineage: Eukaryota; Fungi; Ascomycota; Saccharomycetes; Saccharomycetales; Saccharomycetaceae. The record is from the annotation of a GenBank genome assembly.